GGAGGACGUAAUUCCCCAAAAUCGUUUUGAAUUUCGAGAAAGACUAGCAGAUUACUUUCAAUCAGAGGCGGGUGCUAUCUACUUCAACUAAUUCAAUUUUGGAUGCGUCCAGUACUUUCAGGGUGUUUACAACACCUGGAAAAUCUGGAAAACCGGGAAAUGUCAGAUCCAAUUCAACGAUGGAGAGCACUACGUCAAAAUUUUACAAGGCACCAUAAAAAUGGGAACAUGAAUUGGUUGUUUUAUAAUGAAAUGCUAUUUUUAAGCGAGUUUAUCAAACAUAAACCUCAAGAUGGUGUAAAUAAUUCUCAAGGCAAUAAUAACAUCGCAGAAUCACAAAAGACUUUCAGACCAUCUUUUGAGAAUUAUAGAGGAAAUCUUGGAACGAAUAAUAGUGGAUCUAUUAAACGUAUUAAUACUCCAUUUGAAUUGAUGCACAGUGUUACUCAUCAGGAUAAUUAUGCAACUUUAAAUACUCCAGAACAUAGAGAACGUUCAACUCUUGGCAGGAAUUUCGAUUUUACGCACAGUCCUUUAUCACAGAAUAUAAAUAAAGCGUCAAUUUCUCAGGAAAACCGAAAUCUUGAAUCAGAUUCCAUACUAUCGUACGCUCCUCCAUUUAAGGAGAUUCAUAACACAGAUUCGACAUCCAGUUCAUCUUUGAAGGAUUUAUCUUCAACUCUUGGAAGAAAUUUCGUUCCUACACAUAAUCCUAAUUCUCAAAAUGCAAGUAAUGUAACAUUGACUUCACGGGAUCUCAACUCAGCUACGACUUUAGGCUCAACUUGGAAGGACUUGCCUUUAACGCUUGGAAGGAAAUUUAUAGUUCCACGUGAUAUGAUUAACAACAACUCUAAGGAUAUCAAUAAUGGAGCAUUAAUAUCAAACGAUCGCAACACAAAUUCCAUACCGUCGUACGCUUCUCAAUUUCAGGAAAUUGAUAACACAGAUUCAACUUCCACUUCAGCUUUGGAGGACUUCUCUUCAACUCUUGGAAGGAAAUUCAUGGUUACUCCUAACACUUCAUCUCAUGAUAUUAAUAAUGCUGCAUCGAGUUCUAAAGAACACAGUAAAAGUUUAUCUUCUUUACUUCCUCAAAGAGAAAUAGUAUCAUCGUGUAGUCCUCCGUUUCAAGAUAACACUGCUUCCACAUCUUAUAGAUGGAGAGAAUUUUCAGGUUUCGAUCAGCUUAAAAACAGUUCUGUGUUGCCACGCAGUCCUUCAACUUCUCUGAGAAAUUCUAUAGUAAAUCAAUCACUAUUCAAAAAUGAAGCAACUACAAUGGAAAUAAACUUGAGCGAGGAAUCUGGUGAUAUUUCUGACGUUGAAAAUUUUAUAGUUGGAGAAGAUAUGGACCAUUGUUAUAAUUCUCAUCCACAAAACAAGAAUCAAACUAUAAAAAUUGUUGAAAGAAAUGUAGGACGCGAGGACCCUGUAAUUGCCCAACGACCUAGACCGAUGCUUUGCUCGAGAGAUAAUUCGCAAGGUUUUAAUGCGUUUGUUUUGCCAAACAAUCAACAAGCACAACCCUGCAGUUUAAGUCGUGUUUCACCAACACCGACCUUUCGCAAAAAUAAACCGAAGAAAAACAUUGUUUCACAACAAAUUAAUCCAUCAAUGCCUAGAAGUUUAAAAGUUCCAAAACUGGACAAAUUCGCAUUAAAAAAAAAUGAUAAGAAUAAACAGGAAAAAAGAAAAGUGGAAGAAGAAAUUAUUACUGCAUGUCAAGAUUUUCGAAAUUUAAAUAAAAAAGCAACAAAAUUAAUGAAUUUAAAAACCAAAGAAAUAAAAAACCGGAUUACGACAUUGCCGAUUCGUCAUAUGAAUUUGAAAGAUGGAUUUUUAGAUUUAAUCAGAAAAGAAUGGAUAACACUGACAGAUGAGGAGCAGGAAGAAUUGUUCUCAGAUAUGUUAAAAGUGUUAGAAGAAUAUCAAUAUAAAAAAUGA
Messenger RNA from Leptopilina heterotoma, 1947 nucleotides. Its product is annotated as probable cyclin-dependent serine/threonine-protein kinase DDB_G0292550. The transcript has 5 exons. The record is from RefSeq and is a predicted model, not a curated record. Bases 103 to 1947 code for a protein of 614 amino acids. NCBI's taxonomy places the organism in Eukaryota, Metazoa, Arthropoda, Insecta, Hymenoptera, Figitidae.